AUCUCUACAUUGGGAAAAAACAUGGAGUCAGCUCCGGCAGCCCCCGACCCCGCCGCCAGCGAGCCGGGCAGCAGCGGCGCGGACGCGGCCGCCGGCUCCAGGGAGACCCCGCUGAACCAGGAAUCCGCCCGCAAGAGCGAGCUGCCCGCCCCGGUGCGCAGACAGAGCUAUUCCAGCACCAGCAGAGGUAUCUCAGUAACGAAGAAGACACAUACAUGGCAGGCAUGGUACAGAGCGCUUCCUUGCACAGCCUUGCCCAUGAGCUCGUCCCUGGCCUGGAGGGACCCACUCUAG
Messenger RNA from Equus quagga, 294 nucleotides. Its product is annotated as nuclear receptor ROR-alpha-like. The transcript is spliced from 3 exons. Lineage: Eukaryota; Metazoa; Chordata; Mammalia; Perissodactyla; Equidae. The record is from RefSeq and is a predicted model, not a curated record. Bases 22 to 294 code for a protein of 90 amino acids.